This is a messenger RNA of Echinops telfairi (small Madagascar hedgehog), 837 nucleotides long. It is a transcript of the gene RBMXL2, whose product is annotated as RBMX like 2. Bases 1 to 837 code for a protein of 278 amino acids. The transcript is spliced from 2 exons. The record is from RefSeq and is a predicted model, not a curated record. Lineage: Eukaryota; Metazoa; Chordata; Mammalia; Afrosoricida; Tenrecidae. Gene Ontology annotation, biological process: positive regulation of mRNA splicing, via spliceosome. Gene Ontology annotation, molecular function: RNA binding. Gene Ontology annotation, cellular component: spliceosomal complex.
AUGGUUGAAGCGGAUCGCCCCGGGAAGCUUUUCAUCGGCGGGCUCAACCUCGAAACCGACGAGAAAGCCCUGGAAGCCGCGUUCGGCAAGUAUGGCCGCAUCGUCGAGGUGCUCUUGAUGAAAGACCGAGAAACUUCCAAGUCGAGGGGCUUCGCGUUCAUCACCUUCGAAAGCCCAGCCGACGCCAAGGCCGCCGCCAGAGACAUGAACGGCAAGUCCCUGGAUGGUAAGACCAUCAAGGUGGCCCAGGCCACCAAGCCGGCGUUUGAGAGCGGCCGACGGGGCCCGCCGCCUCUCCGCAGCCAUAGCUACUCGAGCCGAGACUACCCGAGCCGCGACCCCAGGGAUUUCGCGCCCUCGCCGAGAGAGUACUCCUACCGUGAUUACGGCCACUCCAGUGCGCGCGACGACUGCCCAUCGCGAGGCUACAGCGACCGAGACGACUACGGGGGUCGCAGCCGAGACUACCUGGAUCAUCCGAGCGCAGGCUCCUACCGAGACGUCUUCGAGAGUUACGGGGACCCGCGCGGCGCCGCGCCGGGGCGGGACCCCCCGCCAUCUUACGGCCACGGCGGAGGUGGCCGCUACGUGGGGUACAGUGGCUGCUCCCCCGACGCCUACGGCAGCGGCCGCGACAGUUACACCAGUGGCCGCAGCGACCGCUAUUCCAGGGGUCGCGAACGGGUAGGCAGGCCCGAUCGUGGGCUCCACCCGUCCAUGGAAAGGGGGUGCCCUCCUCCACGUGAUUCCUAUAGCAGGUCGGGCCGCAGGGUGCCCCGAGGUGGAGGCCGACUUGGGAGCCGAGCUGAGAGAGGGGGAGGCCGGAGCAGAUACUAA